AUGACUAUUAACACUCCAUUAGUUAAUGGUACUUCUUAUUGUACCGUGACUGCUUAUUCAAACGACUCUUUCGAAAAGACAGUCGAAUUUUACACUAGAUUUUUAGAGCUAGAACAAUUAGCAGAGUUCUCAAACAAAGAAGCAGCAAUCCUUUCCAAUGGUAUCAUCUCCAUUAAAGUUAGUCUCUCUGUAGAUGCAGCAAAACAAUCUGCUGUCGAAGAACAAAUUAAACAAUUAGAAUCUGUCACCAAGACUAAGGACUGGAGAUCUCAAGUCUCUCAAACUUUAGUCUUCAACACAAGCGACAUCUUUUCUUUACAAGACGCUUUAUCCACUUUAGAAUAUCCUUCCCAAUCUUACCCAUCAUCCAUAAACCCAAUGGAACUAUACACUAUUGACCCAUUAGGUAACAUUAUCGGUGUCACUUCCACUAAGAACGCUGUCAGUAUAAAACCAACCAAGUCCUCAAACUCUCCAGUUUCUGUCUCCAGCACAAACACUGAUGGUUCCUUAUCAAAGAACCACUCUUUCACUGAUCUAUCAUACCGUAUGAAGACCACUGACGCUUAUCCUUCAUUACCAAACAAAACUACCACUGCUGGUAAAAAGUCUAUCGCCGUCAUGACCUCUGGUGGUGAUGCUCAAGGUAUGAACUCCAAUGUCAGAGCUAUCGUCCGUUCUACUCUUUUCAAGGGCUGUCGUUCCUUCGUCGUCAUGGAAGGAUACGAAGGUUUAGUUAAAGGUGGUCCAGAAUACAUCAAGGAAGUUUCCUGGGAAGACGUCAGAGGUUGGUCCACUGAAGGUGGUACCAACAUCGGUACUGCCAGAUGUCUAGAAUUCAGACAAAGAGAAGGUAGAUUAUUGGGAGCCCAACAUCUUAUCGAAGCCGGUGUUGAUGCUUUAAUUGUCUGUGGUGGUGACGGUUCUUUAACCGGUGCUGAUCUUUUCAGAUCUGAAUGGCCAUCUUUAAUCAAAGAAUUAGUCGACACAAACAGAAUAUCUCAAGAACAAUUCCAAAGAUACCAACACUUAAACAUCUGUGGUACUGUUGGUUCUAUUGAUAAUGAUAUGUCUACCACUGAUGCUACCAUUGGUGCUUACUCCGCCUUAGACAGAAUCUGUACCGCCAUCGAUUACGUCGAAGCUACUGCCAACUCCCAUUCAAGAGCUUUCGUCGUCGAAGUUAUGGGUAGAAACUGUGGUUGGUUAGCUUUAUUAGCUGGUAUUGCCACUUCUGCUGAUUACAUCUUCAUUCCAGAAAAGCCAGCUACUUCUAGCGAAUGGCAAGAUCAAAUGUGUGACAUCGUCGCUAAGCACAGAGCUAGAGGUAAGAGAACCACCAUCGUCAUUGUCGCUGAAGGUGCUAUCUCUGCUGACUUAACCCCAAUCUCUCCAGCAGAUGUCCACAAGGUCUUAGUCGAUAGAUUAGGUUUAGACACCAGAAUCACCACCCUAGGUCACGUUCAAAGAGGUGGUACCGCUGUCGCUUACGACCGUAUGUUAGCCACUUUACAAGGUGUUGAAGCUGUUAACGCUGUCUUAGAAUCUAACCCAGAUACCCCAUCUCCAUUAAUUGCUAUCAAUGAAAAUAAGAUUGUCAGAAAACCAUUAGUUGAAUCUGUCAGAUUAACCAAAUCUGUUGCUGAGGCUAUUCAAGCUAAGGAUUUCAAGAAAGCCAUGUCUUUAAGAGACACUGAAUUUGUUGAACAUCUAAACAACUUCAUGGCCAUUAACUCAGCUGACCACAAUGAAGCUCUCUUACCAGCUGACAAGAGAUUAAAGAUUGCUAUUGUCAAUGUUGGUGCCCCAGCAGGUGGUAUCAACUCUGCUGUCUACUCCAUGGCUACUUACUGUAUGUCUCAAGGUCACAAGCCAUAUGCCAUUUACAACGGUUGGUCCGGUUUAGCCAGACACGAAAGUGUGAGAUCCUUGAAAUGGGAAGACAUGAUUGGCUGGCAAUCUCGUGGUGGUUCUGAGUUAGGAACUAACAGAGCCACUCCAAAGGAUGCUGAUAUGGGUAUGAUUGCUUACUACUUCCAAAAAUACCAAUUCGAUGGUUUAGUCAUUGUCGGUGGUUUUGAAGCCUUUGAAUCUUUACAUCAAUUAGAAAGAGCCAGAGACAGUUAUCCAGCUUUCAGAAUCCCAAUGGUUUUAAUUCCAGCCACUUUAUCCAACAACGUUCCAGGUACUGAAUACUCCUUAGGUAGUGACACUGCAUUAAACGCUUUAAUGGAAUACUGUGACGUCGUCAAACAAUCCGCAGCUUCCACCAGAGGAAGAGCCUUCGUUGUUGACGUUCAAGGUGGUAACUCUGGUUACUUAGCCACAUGUGCUUCUUUAGUCGUUGGUGCUCAUGCUUCAUAUGUUCCAGAAGAAGGUAUUUCUUUAGAACAAUUAUCACAAGAUAUUGAAAACUUAGCUGAAGCCUUUGACAGAUCUGAAGGUAGAAAUGGUUUUGGAAAAUUAAUCUUAAAGAGCACAAACGCUUCUAACGCUCUAACUGCUGAAGAUUUAGCCAGAGUUAUCACUGCCGAAGCCAAGGGCCAAUUCGAUGCUAAAGCAGCCUACCCAGGUCAUGUCCAACAAGGUGGCUUACCAUCUCCAAUUGAUAGAACUAGAGCCACUAGAUUUGCUAUAAGAGCUGUUGAUUUCAUUGAAAACCAACAAGACACCAUCAGAUCUGCUCGUGAAGCUAACGAUGACUUCACUGCUGACGACAAGGCUGUCUCUGGUACUGCUGCUGUCUUAGGUGUCAAAGGUUCUCACGUCGUAUACACUAGUAUCAGACAACUUUAUGAUUACGAAACAGAAAUUUCUAAGAGAAUGCCAAAGGUUAUUCACUGGGAACAAAUCAGAGCUAUUGCUGACCAUUUAGUCGGUAGAAAGAGAGUUGAUUAA
Molecule: messenger RNA, 2898 nt
Organism: Kazachstania africana CBS 2517
Lineage: Eukaryota; Fungi; Ascomycota; Saccharomycetes; Saccharomycetales; Saccharomycetaceae
Gene: PFK2
Product: 6-phosphofructokinase subunit beta
Exons: 1
Coding region: 1-2898 (965 amino acids)
Biological process (GO): canonical glycolysis; fructose 1,6-bisphosphate metabolic process; fructose 6-phosphate metabolic process
Cellular component (GO): cytoplasm; mitochondrion; 6-phosphofructokinase complex
Molecular function (GO): identical protein binding; fructose-6-phosphate binding; AMP binding
Source: RefSeq, a predicted model, not a curated record